AUGGCUAACGGAGUGGUUCAUAUUUUCAAAGAAGACCGGUGUCCCUCGGGUCAUCCGGACGAUUGCCUCCCAAACUUUACUUGGCAGCCCGCGCUAUCGGAUAUGUUCAACUACACACCCAAUGGCACCUGGGAGUCGGACGCAGAGCCAAUGUCGCCUAUUAUCCCCAUCAUAGUGGCUGUGUACUCCGUGGUUUUCGUGGUGGGCUUAGUGGGCAACUGCCUGGUCAUGUACGUGAUUAUAAGAUACACCAAAAUGAAGACAGCCACAAACAUCUACAUCUUUAACCUGGCUGUAGCAGAUGCUUUGGUGACGACCACGAUGCCAUUCCAGAGCACAGACUUCCUUCUGAACUCUUGGCCUUUUGGAGAGGUGGCAUGCAAAGUGUUCAUCUCCAUUGACUACUAUAAUAUGUUCACCAGUAUCUUCACCCUGACCAUGAUGAGUGUGGACCGCUACGUGGCCGUGUGUCACCCUGUGAAAGCUCUGGACUUCAGGACGCCGCUCAAAGCCAAAAUCAUCAAUGUCAUCAUCUGGGUUCUGUCGUCCGGAGCGGGGAUCCCUGCCAUGAUCCUGGGCAGCACUCAGACCAAUAAUGGUACUACCGAGUGUGCCCUCCAGUUCCCAGAACCUUACUCGUACUGGGACACAAUGAUGAAGAUUUGUGUCUUCAUCUUCGCCUUUGUUGCCCCCGUCAUCAUCAUCACUGUCUGCUACACGCUCAUGGUGUUACGGCUCAAAAGCGUCCGCCUGUUUUCUGGAUCACGAGAAAAAGACCGCAACCUUCGGCGAAUCACGCGCUUGGUUCUGGUUGUGGUAGGGGUUUUUGUUAUAUGCUGGACUCCCAUUCAUAUUUUCAUUCUGGUCAAAGCGAUAUACGCAGAUGUCCCAGAAACCACUGCGGUAACGGCAGCCUAUUUCUUUUGUGUGGCGCUAGGCUACACUAACAGCUCUCUCAACCCGAUUUUGUACGCUUUUUUGGAUGAGAAUUUUAAGAGAUGCUUCAGGGACUUUUGCUGUCCUGGUGCUCAAGGACAGGGGGAUCUCCAUGGGGUGAGUAGAGUCCGAAGCACCCUGAGAGACCACUCCUGUCCAGCAGAUGGCAGCAGGAGAGAUGGUAGUGGUAGACAGCCUAGGCCCGUAUGA
Boleophthalmus pectinirostris (great blue-spotted mudskipper) is the source of this 1146-nucleotide messenger RNA. It is a transcript of the gene oprk1, whose product is annotated as opioid receptor, kappa 1. Gene Ontology annotation, biological process: sensory perception of pain; G protein-coupled opioid receptor signaling pathway; neuropeptide signaling pathway. Gene Ontology annotation, cellular component: neuron projection; membrane. NCBI's taxonomy places the organism in Eukaryota, Metazoa, Chordata, Actinopteri, Gobiiformes, Gobiidae. The record is from RefSeq and is a predicted model, not a curated record. Bases 1 to 1146 code for a protein of 381 amino acids. Gene Ontology annotation, molecular function: dynorphin receptor activity; neuropeptide binding. The transcript has 3 exons.